Messenger RNA from Aspergillus tanneri, 450 nucleotides. It is a transcript of the gene UBC13, whose product is annotated as E2 ubiquitin-conjugating protein UBC13. The record is from RefSeq and is a predicted model, not a curated record. Gene Ontology annotation, biological process: DNA damage tolerance; protein K63-linked ubiquitination. Gene Ontology annotation, molecular function: ubiquitin conjugating enzyme activity. The coding region runs from base 1 to 450 and encodes 149 amino acids. NCBI's taxonomy places the organism in Eukaryota, Fungi, Ascomycota, Eurotiomycetes, Eurotiales, Aspergillaceae. Gene Ontology annotation, cellular component: nucleus. The transcript has 4 exons.
AUGGCGUUGCCAAAGCGAAUCGUGAAGGAGACUGAGCGUCUUAUGGCCGAACCGGUUCCCGGUAUCAACGCGGUGCCUCACGAAGAGAACUUACGAUAUUUCGAUGUCUCGAUUCACGGACCGGCGCAGUCUCCGUAUGAAGGGGGCAUCUUUCGCCUUGAGCUGUUUUUGCCGGAAGAUUACCCUAUGACACCCCCUAAGAUCCGAUUCUUGACCAAGAUCUACCACCCCAAUAUUGACCGUCUUGGGCGAAUCUGUCUGGAUGUCUUGAAGAAUAACUGGUCUCCUGCUCUCCAAAUCCGUACGAUACUGCUCUCAAUCCAAGCGUUGUUGGGGGCUCCGAACCCGGACGACCCGCUUGCAAACGAUGUUGCUCAGCGCUGGAAGGAGGAUGAGCCCGCUGCGAUACAGACCGCCAAGGAGUGGACCAGGACGCAUGCGAUGACUUAA